AUGGAGAGGCGCGCUAGGACAGCAAGCAGUGAAGAAAGAUUCUCUGUAGUGUUUGGUCAAGUAACUGCUGGUUACAUGCAUUGUGAUAAAACAAAGAUGCCCAUAUAGCAAAUAAGGAUGCGUGAAAAUACUAAAGAAGGUUAGGUUACGUGAAGGUACUGAGGAGCGCAUCAAGAAGUAACGUAAACAUGUCUUAUAGGAGAGACCGCAGCAUCAGAGAAGUCUAUGAGGAGCGCUUCGCGGAAAGAGCAAGUGCUUCUUAUCAGAGGGUUGUGAGCAUAGAGAGACGAGCACCUUUCCCUACUAGGACAGAGGAGGACUAUGACACAGGGGGUGACUAUGAAGGUCAGCGUUAUGGUCCACGAGGUUACCAAGUUGAUGACCAACGAGGUUACCAUGGCGAAGACCAGAGAGGUUACCAAGGCGAAGACCAGAGAGGUUACCAAGGCGAAGACCAGAGAGGUUACCAAGCCGAAGACCAGAGAGGUUACCAAGCCGAAGACCAGAGACUUUACCAUGGUGAAGACCAGAGAGGUUACCACAGUGGAAGCAUGCAUAUUGGGAACGGGCGCAGAAAUGCCCCUCAUCAAUAUAAAAGGGAUGAACAGUCUCCUUACUACAGAGGGCCCAGAGAAGAUCCACCAACUGGUCGUCAGGUUGAGUUCAGGGCCAGCAGCCGGGGAGCUGCCCCGCCUAGCGUGAGGGGCCAGAGGCCGCCCCCGCCGCGCUCCAUGCACACCCCCAGCGGAGAUGACACCGUGAUGCACGCCCUCAGGAACAUCGAUAGAUCGGAAGACCUCGAGGGGCUCAGACGUAAAGGCCCUGGUCCCCCAGUACAUGAGCGCUCACCAGCCAGAAGAGACAUCCCUCCCUCCCCCCACAGUCGCUCAGGCUCCAGCAUCAGCAGCAGAAGCUACUCCCCAGACCCUGGCAAAAGCUACUCCUACCCUAACCAGCAGAAGAAGAGAUAUGAAGAACCAUAUGGCUCAAGUCGAGAAUCUGUAGAAAGAGAGAGAGCAUCCAGCUACAUGGUCAGUGCAUCGCGAGAUGGAUCUCCACAUAGACCCAGCUCAGUUCUGGCCACCAAGGAGGACAUUCCAGGGUUGGGUCUGGACCAGGACGACGGGCUCAAGGAGGAUCUCGUCAAGGGCACCGAUGACUUCCAGGAGCGCCGCGCCCAAUCCAUCGCCACCAAAGCCCUGGAGAUAGAGCAGCUGUACAGGCAGGACUGCGAGACCUUCGGCACGGUGGUGAAGAUGCUGGUGUCCAAGGAGCCGGCACUAGAGAAGCAGCUGCAGGGCCCGCUGAGGGACAGUCUGGUGGAGAUGCGGGAGAGGUGUCUGGAGGACCUCCGUCUUUACAUCGAUGAGCUGGAUGAGUUGAUGCUGAGGCAAGACACUGCAACCUGACUCCUCCUGAGUCCACACCAAUCCAUCUCCCUCCCCAUGAGAAUCUCGACAUCCAGCAGGCACUUUCUAUCUCAUUGUGAAAUGUAUACAACCACCUCAGCUUCGGAACUACAUAUGUGUUUUCAGGGUCUACUGUUACAAUUGUUUUUUAAUUUGUUUUUUACAGUUCACUGUUUUUACAUAUUUUUUUAAAACUUUCCUAUAUCCACUACAUGGUACCAGUACUUGCUCGACGGAGCACAAAUAUGACAUUUGUCUAAAUGAGACUUGUGCUUGACAUUAAUUUCCUAACCAUUUAGAUACAGUACAAUCAUGGGUUGGCAUUGGACCUCUUAUAUCCUUUCUGGAUACAAAUAUCAGUGUUAUAGUCCACUGGUGUUGAGAAACAUGACAUGGGAAACAAAAUUGAUCCAAACUUUCUGGAUUUUAAGCCAGUGCAUUCCUCAUUUUGUAUUACUUUUUUUUUUUUAAAAAAAGAACACUAAGUUAGGUUACAUGUUGUUUUCAGAAUGUGUUGUGUUAUGGUUCUCAGUUUUUGGGACCACUCCUAAUCUUUUCCACUACCAAUUAAAAUAGUUUGUACUGUU
Sardina pilchardus (European sardine) is the source of this 1996-nucleotide messenger RNA. Its product is annotated as periphilin-1-like. Gene Ontology annotation, biological process: negative regulation of DNA-templated transcription; negative regulation of gene expression, epigenetic; protein localization to heterochromatin. Lineage: Eukaryota; Metazoa; Chordata; Actinopteri; Clupeiformes; Clupeidae. Bases 189 to 1409 code for a protein of 406 amino acids. The record is from RefSeq and is a predicted model, not a curated record. The transcript has 11 exons. Gene Ontology annotation, cellular component: nucleoplasm.